Messenger RNA from Lachancea nothofagi CBS 11611, 1827 nucleotides. The record is from the annotation of a GenBank genome assembly. Lineage: Eukaryota; Fungi; Ascomycota; Saccharomycetes; Saccharomycetales; Saccharomycetaceae.
AUGAUGGCCAUUGAGCAAUCUUCAAAGAGAAGUGCCGAUGGGCCGACAGGUGCUGUGGAGGCCAAAAAGAGACGGGUUGAAUUUGCUGAUGAGGUCAUGAUCCACAGUGAAAACGGCGAAAACCAGACCAACAAGGAGUUUUCAGCAAAACUUUACCGUAACUUUGUGCUGAGCGCCAUAGAUGAUCUUGAAAGAAACGAUGCCUCCCAAAUAAAUUCGUUAGCUGCGCAGAUAGCGCUCCCGCAUUCGAGUCCCGAUCGGAUUUCGCCCGAAAAUCUAUCAAUCCUCCUGCGGACUUUGUCUUAUAACGUCAGCAAGCUCGAUACCCAACUGUGCACAUCCCUAAUCCAAUCUGUUAUCAACUUUGAGAAGUGGUGGGAACUGCCCGCCGCAACUCUAAGUACGUAUAUAUUCUUCAUUAAAAUCCUCUGCUCCAGCUUACCAAAGUGGUGGCAGGAUGUGUCGCGCCCGUUGAUCGCCAGUUUCAAUUUGUCCGUGGAAAAAACUGUCCAACAUCAUGAAAUGCUGAAAUACUUCCUUCGAACGAUUCCUACUUCGACUGGGUUCAUUGACUCCUACAUUGCUCGUUUUUUCCCGAAUAAAAACGACUCAAAAAAGAAUUUAGUCAAUUACAUGGCCAAUGUUUUAUUACUGACCGACUAUUGUAAUGAACUAAGAUUUCAAUCUUGGUCGUUGGUUAUCGAAAAAGUCAUUUCCAUUGACGUCGAACUACAAAAUGAGCUCGAUGAGUUGGACGAUGACUUUGAAAAUGGCAUUGAUGACGAGAUCGAAGGUGAUGAAGAUACAGACCGGGAGAAUCUAAAUCUUGACAGCGCUGAUUCCGAUAAUGAACUCGAUGACGAAGACUUAAUGGAUGGUCAAGAAGAGUACAACGUGGUCGUCUCGCAAAACAUAAAACAACUGUCGUCCAAAUUAGACGCAAUUCUUUCUCUCAUAACGAAAAGGCUAUCGCAAUCUUUGACCGUGGAGAGCAUUGAAAAUGGUGACGGCGUCAGCAUUUUCAACACCCUAAUAAGCCUCUUCAAAUCACACAUUCUUCCGACCUACUAUACCCGUUCCAUUCAGUAUAUUUUGUUCCAUGUCUCACAGCAACAAUUGGAACUCAUGGAUGCUUUCUUAGUUACUCUCAUUGAUAUUGCAUUUUCCCCUAAUGAAAUGAUCGAAAAGAGGAUAAAAUCUCUACAAUACAUUGGGUCCUUCAUUGCUCGUGCUAAAAUGCUAUCAAACACUCAGAUCAUAUUUGUGGCAAGUUAUCUAACUUCUUGGCUCAACCGUUACGUCCUGGAAAGAGAAGACGAAGUAAGUCAGACAAAUGGUGUCGAGAGAUUCAAACAUUUUUAUGCUGCAUUUCAGGCAUUAUGUUACGUAUUCUGUUUUAGGCAUGCGACUUUCAGAGACGGUGAUUCUUGGGAGUGCGAGAUUGACAAAUUUUUCCAAAGAAUGGUCUUGUCUAAAUUCAAUCCUCUGAAAUACUGUAACGAAAACGUUAUGAUGAUGUUUGCUCGAAUCGCUCAACAUGAAGGUGUCGUCUACUGUUUUGGUAUCAUUGAAAACAAUAACAAUGAAAGGCUGAAAGGCAUUAUGGGCAAAUCAGAUAGUCAAAACUCAUCAGGUACAGUGAGUAAUUGGUCCCUUGCGACUCGUCAACAAUUCAUAGACCUGCAAAGCUACUUCCCAUAUGAUCCGCUUUUUCUCAAAAACUUCAAAAAAAUGAUGAAGGACUACUACAUAGAGUGGAGCGACGUCAGUUGCGAAUAUGAAAGCGACGAGAGUGACGAGCUUGACGAAAUAAACAGGGAUAUAUAG